AUGGCUGAGAAGUUCGACUGGGAUUCGUCCGGUCUGGACAAGAAGAAAUUCACAGCCCUCGCCAAUCUCCUCGCCUUUCUAUUCAACAAGAUAGCUGGAGAGAAAUCUCUAUCCCACGAAAACGAGGGUUACGAUACUGACAGUAUAAGUAUCGCGGCCUAUUCGGAAAGCUAUGAAUGUCACUCAGCUACAUCACACGACCAUGGCGAACUCAAGAUCCAGUUCUUGGACUGCUUGGCCGAGCUGGUGGGCAACGUGGAAUCUAGACCAAGUACUUGUACCAGUAUGGAUGACAGGGAGAAGGGAGUAACAAUCUGGGCCACAAAAGCCGGAGGAUUCAAGGAACGAGAUAUCGUCUUUUUGAACGGACUGGCCAAUUUGUUGGGCUGCCUUGCAUCCGCAAACAAAGAUGAGAAAAAAGCAGACGAUCUUUGGACAGCUAUACUGGGUCAUUAUGCGCACGAAAUCGAAAGCCAAUUCAUUCCUGAUUUGAAAUACAGUCUCGAGGAGUGCAAGGAAGCUUUUCGUGCCAGCGCAGAUGCCUCAUUCUCGGUAAUACGUGAAAGGAUCGAGACACUCAACAAGGUAGUCUUCGAGAACAGCGACCCUCAUCUGAAAGCGAUGGAGAGACACCGCCUGUUGGUGGAGAAGGCUUACGCGUUGAGGGAAGACGAAAGCGUUUGUCAGCUACUCAUGGACUCCGCUGAUGCGAAUGCGCGCACCAGAAGCCUAUGGAGCAUUAUCUCCUUGCUUGGUGGGCUGCAAGCAAUCUUUCGUGUCUUCAAGAAUAUCUGUCAGACAGUCCCGGGCUUCAAAGCAGUCACCAUAAACCCCAUACCUUACGACAAAGCAUUAGAGAGACCUAUUGAAAAACCUCUCAACUUGGAGCAGACUCUUCAGUUACUGGGAUUACAAUUAGACUCCUCAACCAUCGCGAAAAUAACUCGGGGCAAGUGCCUCAUCUCUAAGGCUCAGGAGCAGUUUGAUUUGCUGCAGAAACAGGUUCCUUCGGUUCAUGCGGAGAUGCAAAUGAUGUUGUAUUUCAGUACGCAUGGGCGGUUGCUUCGUGAUCUGUUUCCCUACCUUGGAUGCAAUCAGCUCAGCUGCUUCAUGUGCACGAACUUCCUCGAGUUCUUCAGCUACAGCAGGAUCCCAACUAGAGGGUGUGAUGUGGCCCUUUUGCAGCCAUGGUCAGUACCGGAGCUCACUGAACUAACACCAGGGGGCAUACAAUGUGUUCCCACGACCUUGAGGUGGUUGGAGGACUGUGUCAUAAGCAUUUUGAAGCGCAGGCUCGACAGAAAGUCAAUGCCCUUGGAUGCUUGGGUUGCGAAUGAAACCAGCAGCAGGGAUGAGGAACGCCAUGGUCUCCACGAAAUGUCUGACCUCAUGAACACGGAACUGCACACCGAACAAGGGAAUGUUACGAAGGCAUUGGAGAGUAUCUCGCUGGAACAGGGAGCCACAAUGGCCCAGAUUGACAAUGAGAAUCCGGCCUUGGAAGGCAUGCACCACGAGGAACCGCUACGUGAAUGCAACAGUUGCUCUCGCCUGACGACACGAACAUGCAGUGUGUGCAACAAAGGAAACUACUGCAGUCUUGAAUGCGAAAAAGAAAGAUCCAAAGGUCACCGCGUCACCUGCACCGAGUCCUCUCUGAUAUCAGCACAUCAUCUUUUCGAAUGCCUCAUGAUGAACACCAUACCAGAACGGCAGGAUGUGGUAGUCGAUUUUGGUUUCAACCAUUUUUGGUCAUUCGAGGACAGGAGCAAUCUACUGGGGCUGUACCAAGGUCUAUACCGGCUAGGUGUACCGGCAGAGGCUAUUCACAAAUGGCAAGUCGAAGGAUCGCUAGUUGCAAACAUCAAGAGCCAGUUCCUCGGAGCUCCUAAAGGCCCCCGCGGAGGCUAUUUUUCGUGGUUUUUGGAAAAGGUCGACGUACUCCAGAAAGACGAAAAUGUUGCACGUACCUCCUUCGACAGAGCACAUCUCUUCCUAGAAAAGGAAGAUCAGAAAAAAGAACUAGCAGACCUUCAGCCGCAAGCAAAGAUGAAAUCUUUUCACCUUCUAGUCUUACUUUGCCGCUUGGCUCGCCCCAAGCCAAGAGAGAAUGCCUGGUUUGACUUUGGAUUUUGUGCCUGUAGCGAUGAAGAAGAGGAAAAUUUGCUGGUGAGACUCUACAGCCGACUACUUUUCGGAAGCGGUUUGCUCGAUGACGUUGAAGCUCCUGGCAUAGCAUGCGGUUCUCAGUCGGACACGGCUACUUUCUCUAACUUUUGGUAUGCAUAUGAGUCUGGCAAGUUAAUAGAACUCAUGGACGCAAGAGGACUCGCAUCCGAAAGAAAAGAGAUUUCUUGUCUUGAAGCCUUUCUCUCCCGCCCCGAUGACGAACCACGCCCGACCAUUUGGUCACUUAAGAAGUUUCUUGCUAUCGACGACCCGGCAAAGUUUCCCGUUAGCAGGCCGGUUGGAAUUGACUAUGGCUUUGAAAACUGCCAGACCAUGAAGGAGAUGCGUACUCUGAUGGACAUCUACAAGAGCCUGCUUCUGAAGGCAGAUCCACUUGAUCUUCAUGAGGCGUGUUUGGAAGGGAAGCUCUUUGAGUUUGCACAGUGGUAUGUCGAAAUGGAUGAGGGACAUAGGAGACUGAUGGAAAACCCUUAUCCUUUGGAGCCUUGGGAAGACUCGGAGGAAAUGGAGGUAGAUUGA
Molecule: messenger RNA, 2709 nt
Organism: Aspergillus melleus
Lineage: Eukaryota; Fungi; Ascomycota; Eurotiomycetes; Eurotiales; Aspergillaceae
Exons: 3
Coding region: 1-2709 (902 amino acids)
Source: RefSeq, a predicted model, not a curated record